Eriocheir sinensis (Chinese mitten crab) is the source of this 5602-nucleotide messenger RNA. RefSeq names its product AMP deaminase 2-like. Gene Ontology annotation, biological process: IMP salvage; AMP metabolic process. The transcript has 22 exons. The record is from RefSeq and is a predicted model, not a curated record. Bases 574 to 2991 code for a protein of 805 amino acids. Gene Ontology annotation, molecular function: AMP deaminase activity. Lineage: Eukaryota; Metazoa; Arthropoda; Malacostraca; Decapoda; Varunidae. Gene Ontology annotation, cellular component: cytosol.
CUGGGAGCGUUUAUCUUGCACCCUCACGUUCUCCUGCACAACACCUUCGCCCUCUCCGCCGUCAGUGUGUCUGUGUCCCGGCGAGAGAGAGAAGUGUAAAGCGUCUCCCACAAGCUUCUUUGGCCCAAUGCUCCGGUUGCCUUGAACUGCCGUAGAUACUCUCAACCCCUUGUAAGACUGUAGUGCCAUAGGUGGUGAAGCGGUACAGAAAGCAAGAUAAAGAAGCGUUGGAACAAGAAAGGAAACUGUAUUGUACCUUCCGUCCUCACUGGCUUUGUUCUGCUCUGCCUUACCUUAUCGAACUGUUACAAAUUUUCAGCUCCUCGUAAGACUGCCGAAGGUGGUGAAGCGGUACAGAAAGCAAGAUAAAGAAGCGUUAAAAGAAGAAAGGAAACUGUAGUGCCUUCCGUCCUUACUGGCACCGAUCAUGUCCUGUUUUCGCUGCUGAGUGCCACAUACCCACACUCUCAAGCUCAUCGUGACGUGCUGUGCAAGAGAGUUUCUGCGACGCUUCGUUUUGCGUGCGUGUGUGUCCACGAGUUCUUACCGCGGCACAUCACCACCACCACCACCAUGUCCUACCGCAGCACCUCCACCGCCGGCAACUACACCGAGCCCAUAGACGACGGCCGCCUCUUCGCCCUGUACCCACGACAAGGCAGUGAGAGUCCAGUCUUCGGCCACGGGGGGUUCCGGGUGGAUCCAGCCUUGCAGGACAUCGAAGCCAUGAUGGAGUCGGAGGGUUCGCCGCGCGCCAACAAGAUCUCGGCGCCGUACGAGGUGCCGCAGUUCCCCAUCGAGCAGAUCGAGGACAAGCUGAAGCUGCACCGUCACCUGAGUGCUAUUGUCCUCCCCAGAGUGGAGCGCCAGUCCAGGUAUGAGCCAUCAGAGACUGCCGCCGAUGAAAAUGAUGCCAAGACCUUUGAUCUGGACGAGGCCGACCACACUCCCCACUACCAGCGCGUCUACAUCAGCGGCGAGGAGACCGCCAGCGAGAAGCAGGAAGUCAUGGGGCAGUACCUCCUAGACAACCUGAUCACCAAUGUGCCUGUAGAAGACAUCUCCAAAUCCUCCAAGCUGCUCAUCGAAGCCCUCAGGCUCCGCGAGAAGUACAUGGCCUGGGCGAUCCAGAGCUUCCCCACGGUGACGGAAAGGUUCCUGCGCGAGGCUGGGAUGGAGGAUCCGAUGGGUCGCAGUCACAAGUAUUCUGGAGCCUGCAGUGACCCCAAGAGUCUGGAAGCAGUGCAGAUGUUGGCUGAUGGAGAGAGUGGGCAAACCAACACCAGCCCGGACCACCCCAUCCACCCGCCCCGCAAGGAAGUGAGUCCCUGGAAGAUUGACAUCCCAGAGAACUGCGGCUACAAGCUGACCAUGGUGGACGGGGUGUUCCAGGUGUACGCCAGCGAGGAAGAACAGCAGCAGGAGAAGCCACUUCCAUACCACUACCCCAACCUGACGCGCUACAUCCAGGACGUCAAACUGCUGUGUGCCCUCAUUGGCAACGGCCCUGUUAAGUCUUUCUGCUACCGCCGCCUCCAGUACCUCAGCUCCAAGUUCCAGCUGCACGUCCUCCUCAAUGAGAUGCGGGAGUUGGCGGCUCAGAAGGCGGUUCCACACAGAGACUUCUACAACAUCAGGAAGGUGGACACUCACAUCCACGCUGCGUCCUGCAUGAACCAGAAGCAUCUGCUGCGUUUCAUCAAGAAGGCCGUGAAGAAUAACCCUGACGAGAUAGUGUGUUGCAAAAAUGGUGAGAAGAUGUCCCUGGCUCAGGUGUUUGCCUCCCUCAACCUCACGGCCUACGACCUCUCUGUGGACAUGCUGGACGUGCACGCUGACCGCAACACCUUCCACAGGUUUGACAAAUUCAAUGCCAAAUACAAUCCAGUGGGAGAGUCACAGCUGAGGGAAGUGUUCCUGAAGACCGACAACUACGUCGAGGGGAAGUACUUUGGCCACAUUAUCAAGGAGGUGAUGGCUGACCUGGAGGAGAGCAAAUAUCAGAACGCUGAACUGAGGCUUUCAGUGUAUGGGAAGAGUGCCGAUGAAUGGGACAAGCUGGCACAUUGGGCGGUGAAGCACAACGUCCACUCCGAGAACGUCCGCUGGCUGGUGCAGGUCCCGCGCCUCUAUGAUAUCUACAAGAACAACAACAUCCUCGACAACUUCAGCGUCUUCCUCGACAACCUGUUCCGUCCCCUGUUUGAGGCCUCCAUUGACCCCAGCAGCCACCCAGAGCUCCAUGCCUUCCUCCAGCACAUGGAUGGGUUUGACAGCGUAGAUGACGAGAGCAAACCUGAAACCUCCGUGCUAGACAAACACACAACGCCGCCGCAGAUGUGGGCAGACAUGGAGAACCCUCCCUACUCCUACUACCUCUACUACAUGUACGCCAACAUCUGCACCCUCAAUCAGCUUCGUGCAGAGCGAGGGAUGAACACCUUUGUGCUGAGGCCUCACUGCGGAGAGGCCGGCUCCAUCCAGCACCUUGUGAGUGGCUUCCUGCUGGCUGAAAACAUCUCCCACGGCCUCCUCCUCCGCAAGGCUCCCGUCCUCCAGUUUCUUUAUUACCUAGCUCAGAUCGGAAUAGCCAUGUCACCCCUGUCCAACAACUCCCUCUUCCUCAACUACCAUCGGAACCCCCUCCCGGAGUACCUGGCGCGUGGGCUGCUCAUCUCCCUCUCGUCAGACGACCCCCUGCAGUUCCACUUCACCAAGGAGCCGCUCAUGGAAGAGUACUCGAUCGCCACUCAGGUCUGGAAGCUCUCGCCCACUGACAUGUGUGAGCUGGCGAGGAAUUCCGUCCUUAUGAGUGGCUUUAACCAUGAGAUCAAGCAGUUCUGGAUUGGCCCCAACUUCACCCGGGAGGGAGUGGCCGGGAACGACAUCAAACGAACCAACGUUCCCAACAUCCGAGUGGCCUACAGGCAUGAGACCCUCCUGGAUGAACUUGCCAACAUAUUCCGUCUCCCUGAAGAGAAGGAGAACUGAGCCGUACCAUGACACCCAUCCAGCCACUCCGAUGUAACACCCGGACUGUCAGCAUGUGAUAGCAGCCUGCCAGGUCAAGCAUGUGGCUACUCCUUUGGGCAGGCUGUUUCUGGACAGGUCUGAGUCUACAUCAACAGAGGAUGGUCAAGUCUGUCCUGUUUCUUCUGUUUCAGGAUUAGUCAAGAUGCUAUUCCAUUCAUCCAUACUUGUAUAUUUUCAUUGUUGUAUGUAUAUUUUAUUUUUCAAGCACUCUCUCUUUCAGUGAUAAGUGUAUUCUGACUUUAGUGAAGAUGUAAACAUAGUGAGGGCAGCGAGCGGUUGUGGCCAAGUGCCAAGCAAGCUGUGUCCGCCUCACCCGCCCGCCCACUAGCAUAGUGACAGUUGCCAACUUUCUCAUGUAUUGCUAUGGACUUUAGUAACAUGUUAUAGUUUUGAUGUUUUGAAGGAAAGUGUUUAUCAUUAUGUGAAAAGGCGCACCAAAUUGGAGAACAUUAUGUGACUAAUUUUUUUCAGUGACUGCACAAAGUUGGGCAAAAUUUUAGUUUUAAGGUGUUGCUGAUGGUGGUUAAGGCCUUAGGGAGGGAGAAAGUUAAUAAUAAUAUAUGAAGAUGUUGUAGCAGUAAUUUAAUUAAGAAUAAAUAAUAGGUAUUUAUAAAGAGGUGGCUAUGAGGGAACCCAAGUAAAUGUUACUAUAAAGUUGAGGCAGAAUGUGAUCUUAGCACCAGAGCACUUGUGGCAGGUGUGUGGUGUGGUGCAGUGCCACAGUGCCACAGCAGGUGUGUGUUACAGUGCCACAGUACCUGCAGCAGGUGUGUGUGGUACAGUGACACAGCAGGUGUGUGUUAAAAUGCCACAGUGUAUGCAACAGGUGUGUGACAGUGCCACAGUGCCUGCAGCAGGUGUGUUACAGUGCAACAAUGCCUGCACCAGGUGUGUGUGGUACAGUGCCUCAGUGCCUGCAGCAGGUGUGUGUGGUACAGCGCCACAGUGCCUGCAGCAGGUGUUUGUGGUACAGUGCCACAUCAGCUGUGUAGGUGUGUGUGUUACAGUGCCACAGGAGGUGUGUGUGUUACAGUGCCACAGUGCCUGCAGCAGGUGUGUGUGUUACAGUGCCACAGUGCCUGCAGCAGGUGUGUGUAUUACAGUGCCACAGUGCCUGCAGCAGGUGUGUGUAUUACAGUGUCACAGUGCCUGCAGCAGGUGUGUGUGUUACAGUGUCACAGUGCCUGCAGCAGGUGUGUGUAUUACAGUGCCACAGUGCCUGCAGCAGGUGUGUGUGUUACAGUGUCACAGUGCCUGCAGCAGGUGUGUGUAUUACAGUGCCACAGUGCCUGCAGCAGGUGUGUGUGGUGUAGUGCCACAGUGCCUGCAGCAGGUGUGUGUGGUGUAGUGCCACAGUGCCUGCAGCAGGUGUGUGUGGUGUAGUGCCACAGUGCCUGCAGCAGGUGUGUGUGGUGUAGUGCCACAGUGCCUGCAGCAGGUGUGUGUGGUGUAGUGCCACAGUGCCUGCAGCAGGUGUGUGUGGUGUAGUGCCACAGUGGAUGCAGCAGGUGUGUGUGGUGUAGUGCCACAGUGGAUGCAGCAGGUGUGUGUGGUGUAGUGCCACAGUGCCUGCAGCAGGUGUGUGUGGUGUAGUGCCACAGUGGAUGCAGCAGGUGUGUGUGGUGUAGUGCCACAGUGGAUGCAGCAGGUGUGUGUGGUGUAGUGCCACAGUGCAUGCAGCAGGUGUGUUACAGUGCCACAGUGGAUGCAGCAGGUGUGUGUGGUGUAGUGCCACAGUGGAUGCAGCAGGCGUGUGUGGUGUAGUGCCACAGUGCAUGCAGCAGGUGUGUUACAGUGCCACAGUGGAUGCAGCAGGUGUGUGUGGUGUAGUGCCACAGUGCAUGCAGCAGGUGUGUGUGGUGUAGUGCCACAGUGCAUGCAGCAGGUGUGUUACAGUGCCACAGUGGAUGCAGCAGGUGUGUGUGGUGUAGUGCCACAGUGCAUGCAGCAGGUGUGUUACAGUGCCACAGUGGAUGCAGCAGGUGUGUGUGGUGUAGUGCCACAGUGGAUGCAGUAGGUGUGUGUGUUACAGUGCCACAGUGCCUGCAGCAGGUGUGUGUGGUGCAGUGCCACAGUGGUUGCAGCAGGUGUGUGUGGUGUAGUGCCACAGUGCCUGCAGCAGGUGUGUGUGGUGCAGUGCCACAGUGGUUGCAGCAGGUGUGUGGUGCAGUACAUGCCACAGUGGUUGCAGCAGGUGUGUGGUGCAGUACAUGCCACAGUGGUUGCAGCAGGUGUGUGUGGUGCAGUACAUGCCACAGUGGUUGCAGCAGGUGUGUGUGGUGCAGUACAUGCCACAGUGGUUGCAGCAGGUGUGUGUGGUGCAGUGCCACAAUACUCACCAUGGUGUGUUGUGAUGCAGGUUGUGGUGCCUGCAGCCAUGUGUUGUGAUGCCAAGGAGCACCUCGACAGGUAUUUUGUGAUGCCAACAACCUCCUUCAAGCCCCUGCAUCUUGCUGUGCAGGAAGCUCUGAGCUUUAUUGUUGGAUUUUGAUAGUUGUUGAGACAGUAUACAGUUUAUUAUAAUAGUUAUUAUAGUCUUUUACUAAAAAUUAAAUAUGAAUAUUAUUUC